UAGAACGGUAAAUUGACAGAGAAAGCGAGGGUUUCUUCGGGUUCUUUCGGGGCGGGGGGCUUUAUCCAGGAACACUUCCGGCGGCGACCACUUGGUGCCCGGGGAGGCGAUCGAUCCGUCACCAUGUCGUCGGAGAAGGAGGCGGCGCUCGCCGCCGUGCCCAACGACAGCCCCACCAUAUUUGACAAGAUCAUCAAAAAGGAAAUACCAUCUACUGUGGUUUAUGAAGAUGAGAAGGUCUUGGCUUUCAGAGACAUAAACCCUCAAGCCCCAACACACAUCCUAAUCAUUCCCAAAGUCAAGGAUGGAUUAACUGGCCUUUCGAAGGCAGAAGAGAGGCAUGUUGAGAUACUUGGCUAUCUCCUCUAUGUUGCCAAAGUAAUUGCGAAGCAGGAAGGACUCGAAGAUGGCUACCGUGUUGUCAUCAAUGAUGGCCCUAAAGGAUGUCAAUCUGUUUACCACAUCCACGUUCAUCUCCUUGGAGGCAGGCAGAUGAACUGGCCCGCAGGCUAAAGAAUCUCUUGCUGAUCAGUCCCCGCUGGCUAAUGAUAUGGCAAGGAUUGACGUUUCGUCUCUAUCGAAUAAUUCCUGUAAUCCCCAUAAGAUUUAGCGUGUUGAACUUUCACUGUAUUUGUGGAAUUACUGGAACCAUCCUGCUGUGAUUUAUGGGCAGGAAACUUGGAUGUUGGAAUCAUGGAUUGGCCUGCCCUUGUUGAUCAGCUCAUUGAGAUUGUCUUUGCCCUUGA
Setaria italica (foxtail millet) is the source of this 746-nucleotide messenger RNA. Its product is annotated as 14 kDa zinc-binding protein. The transcript has 5 exons. Gene Ontology annotation, cellular component: cytoplasm. The coding region runs from base 124 to 513 and encodes 129 amino acids. Gene Ontology annotation, biological process: sulfur compound metabolic process; purine ribonucleotide metabolic process. Gene Ontology annotation, molecular function: adenylylsulfatase activity. The record is from RefSeq and is a predicted model, not a curated record. NCBI's taxonomy places the organism in Eukaryota, Viridiplantae, Streptophyta, Magnoliopsida, Poales, Poaceae.